CCAGCUCGGGCACGUCUACACUGAAAUAACUUCAAACGCAGGCAGGUGGUUUCAUGAAGGUUAAUGACGGAGCCUUUCACAAUAUUUUGUUUCCUGCAGGAAUAUUUGUCGGAACCCAGACAAAGGAAUUGAUAGAGUUGGAGCUCCUUUUUUUUGCCAUUCUUCAUUGCAGCACAUGUUAUGGAAGGAGGAGCCUUGAACUGAAGGAGACCAAACCAGGCAGCUGGAUUUAACACAAACCUUGACUAUCUUUUUGGAGUGAAUCUUGUCUUCUCACCUUGUUGAAAUGCCUUGACCGUGCCCCUGCCGUACCAUGGCAGGUUUAGUCUCCUCUGUGGGUUUGGUGGUGAUGCUCAAGGCUCUCAUGCAUGCCCAUGGCCAGCGUGCAGUGUUCCUGGGGAUGAUGGUGUUGGUAACAGUAAUCGCAGCUGACUCACCUGUUGCAGAUGAGUCUCUCUUGGACUCCACACAACACCCUGUGGGAUUUCGUGGACAUGUUCCAAGUUCAACAGGGUUCCAACCAUUGGCCUUACCAGCCUCACAUCACACUGCCUUUGAGAGCCCAGACUCACCUGGUACCCUGCCAUCCAUUUCUGAACCAAACCAUGAAGUUAGAACUGGUGGAGUGUCACGUUUUCAGUGGGGACGUGUUGCUUCUGAGAAAUCCUUCACAGCAAGUGACCUCAUUGCAGAAGAACCACACCCUCUUUCCAGUCCCUCAUUAAGCCCCUCCGAACCCAUAUCGGGGUCUAGUUCGCAAUUUGAAUCACCAGCUAAACUCUCUUCGGACUGGAAGCUGGCCAGCACAAAGUCGGCCAAACAAUCCUCCUCUCUCGCUCAGCCUCAGUCGAAUAUAUCCACAGCGUCAUUAAGCCCCUCUGCUCUCACAAGGUCGCCACCACCUCAGCUUGGUCUUAAUUCUAAGCAGAAAGAAACCUUCAGCAAGCAGCAGGAUGGUCCAUCAGAGCAAACACUGGAAAUCAUGACCUCAUUUCCUGCUCAGCCUCUCGAGCCCCUUAAACUGGCCUUCCCUGACUUUGUGGCAGACGAUAGUAAAAUACUGGAUGUGAACCAGCUGAGCCCCAGUAGUUCCCCCUUAGAGGAGAGCGGACCGACACGUGACAUUAACACGCUACCCAACCCAGAUGAGGUUCUGGCCCCCGGCUACAAUGUGCCUUUCAUCGCCCCACACCUUGCGUCUCCUUCAUCUGAACCCACUGAGAUCUCUCCGGAGGAAUUCUACCCCACCAACACCAUGGACUUCGACUGGGGGUCUGGGGACUACUUGGAGACGAUGUCAUACCUAAACGCAGAUGGGGAGGACUACGCUCUGGUCACCAAGGUGCCCGCUGACUCGUAUGAUCUAGAGGACUACACAGAAAGCUAUGACACAUCGUUUCCUUCAAGAGUGGGCAUAUUUCCUUCGUCCUUGAAUCCUCUUCACGUCUCACCAUCUUCGAGCUUCACGACAGCGUACCAUACCAUUGUCCCAUUUCAAUCCAUACAUCCUUCUUCUUCGUCCUCUACAAUUCAAGACACACUGGACCCUACUCCUUCCGCAAACAGCGAUAUACCCGACGCAUCGGACGUAGAUUGGGGCGAUACUUUCACGAUUCAACCGACAGAUGUCCUGUUGCCCGACAUGAACAGCUUGGAGUAUUACACCACUCAGUUGACCAAGGAGAACAGUUCAGACGCGGGAGCUGAACACAAAGGGAACGUUACCGUGGUUUCCAUCAGCCCUACAGAACUCACACCCACAAACAGCAUCACCAAUGAUACCAAAUUAACUGAGGAUGAGUCCUCUGGUGAUCUGUCAGGAUUUGAGCCUCAAAAUGACUCAACCCCAGCACCAACCACAGAGCAGAGUCCUCAGCUGGUCAAUGCCUCGGAGCCGUUUCUAGAUCCUUCCAUAACCCCAAGCCACUACUUUGAUCCCUCUUCGGUCUGGGGUGGCGAGUCUACCACCGUUUGGCCUGCACAAUCUCCAACUGUUGGCCUAACAGAAUCCAUGUUACCCAGUACAACGCCUCUGCUGCCAGAUGAUGUAAUGUCUCCCUCCUCUCUGACAGAUGUCCAUUGGUUUGUUACAGAGCCGUACCCAUCAGAAACCAUUAACACCAGUUUUGUCUUAACUGCAACUAUAGCCUUCUCCCCUGUUCCCACUGACCCUGCUGCCAACACUACAGAGGGUUCAACAGAAUUAACUCCCCAAGACUCUCCUUUUACAACCGAACAAACUCUCAACAUCACGUUAGAGUCAACUGAACCCACACCCAAUGUCACUUUGGUCCCUCCAGUCCUGUUGGGGGAUCAGGGGGUGACUGAAAAUGGAGUUGACAUCACAGCCACAAUGACCUUGAUCCCAACUAGCAGUGAAGCUAAUACAGUCUCUACUGCACCCACGACCCCAACUGCCACCAUUACUUCCCAUCAAGCCUCGACUGGAGAUCCUGCCACCACAGAAGCCUCAACCAGUGUCAACAUCCCUUCUGUCACCACAAAGGCCCCAACUACAACACCAACAUCUCGACAGUAUCUCUGCAACCUCGAGAGGCCUGCUUAUUUAGUUAAAAUUGGUUUCCCUUUCGGGGCCACAGUUGGAUAUGCCAAAUCUCAAGUGAGAGACAUACUGAAAGGGGAAUUCAACAAGUCUGUAGAGCUGCAGGUUGUGGACCCCCCACCAAAGUUUGUGUUUCGGGUGGUGUCUGGUCCAGUUGUGUACACAGCCAUAUCAGUCAUCAACGCUCUGCGAAGGUCUGGGCGCCGCUUCCUGUCUGUGUCUCCCAACUGGGCGACACCAGACAGUAAAUACCAAGUCCACACAGUGCUGCAGUUUGUUCCUGCUCCCAUAGAUGUGCGCUACUGCAACUUCAGCGAAAGCAUUGAGAAAGGCUUGACCAUGGCCUUUGCAGAAAUGCGGCGGCGCUCAAAGGAGUCAACCAACUUCACAGUGCACAUCAUAAACAUCACCAUGGCAGCUCCGAAAAAUCAGGAACAGCGGCUAGUGAGGCAGCCGGUGGACAUAACGUUCACUGUGCGCGUCUCCAGGGGUUACCUGAUGGGGUCAGAGGUCAGCAAUGCCCUGAUGAAGCUCACAAUGGUGGAAUUCAGCUAUUACAUGGGCUUUCCUGUACUGCAGAUUGCUGAGCCUUUCCAUUAUCCAGAGUUGAACACCAGCCACUUGCUUCGCUCCACCUGGGUUAGAACAGUGCUCAUUGGUGUGCUGGACCAGAAAGUGAGUGAGAGGACCUUCCAAGCCAACAUGGAGCGCCGGGUGGCCAUGCUCCUCGGAGAGGCAACGGGAUUAAUCAGACGCGUUAAGAGAGCCACCCUUAUAGGCAACAGCAGUGUCCAGGUUGUUAGUGCGAGCCGGCUGGUGGGUGCGGACCAUCCCUUGGAGAUAGUGUACUUUGUGGAGGGUCCCAGUGGUGAGAGGAUGCCUGCAGAUCAAACAGCGGCCCUGCUCAACAGCCUGGACGUUCAAAGGGCCGCCAUCGUCUUGGGAUAUCGUGUCCAGGGCAUUUUGGCGCAGCCCAUGGAGAAGGUGGCGUCCUCCCCCUCCGACGCUGAGAACACCAACACGUGGAUCGUCAUUGGCGUGGUGAUUCCCCUCCUCGUGGUCAUCGUCAUCAUUUCCAUCCUGUACUGGAAACUGUGUCGCACAGACAAGCUGGAGUUCCAGCCAGACGCCAUGACCUCCAUCCAGCAGAGGCAGAAGUUGCAGGCUCCCAGUGUGAAAGGCUUCGACUUUGCCAAGCUGCACCUUGGCCAGCAGAGUAAGGAUGAUGUCAUGGUGAUCCAGGAGGCGGUCCAGCCAGGGCCCGGCCCCGGACCCCUCCCCUUAUGCUUUAAAGAUGGCUUCAGUCCGUCUGAAAACGGGGAGAUCCCCACACCUUUAUCCAAAGCCUCCACCAAGGCGUCACGCAGCAGCAGAAGGCGAGAUAGGAUCUCUCCGUCUGACGGGGACUCGGUGGUAAGUGACCACUCCAGCGAGCGUGAAUCGACAGAGGAGAACCUGAGAGCGCACGCCACGCACAGCGACAGAAAGCAGACGCAUAAGCUCCCCAUCAAUGUUUUAAAUGGUCCUCCUCCUAUGAAUGGCACAAACGAGCAGCUGUCCUCGGCCGCCAUCUUUGAACACGUCGAUCGGAUGUCUCGCGCAGCAGAUGCAAGCAGAAGACUCCCCAACAAAAUCCAGCUCAUCGCCAUGCAGCCCAUGGCCCUCCCCCCACUGCACAGCCCCCCCAUCAACGGCAAACUGUCCGACCCAAACCAAAUCAACAAAGAGAUCCAGGUGGCACUGAGGCACAAGUCCGAAAUUGAGCACCAUCGUAACAAGAUCCGUCUGCGUGCCAAGAGGAAGGGCCACUAUGACUUCCCUACCAUGGAUGAAUCCACGAAUGGCCACGGAGAUGCUAAGGACCAGGAUCGCAUCUAUCAGAAAGCUCAGACCCAGAUCGAUAAGAUCCUGGACCCUGAUGCCCAGACGCCCUCCUUCUUCAUGGACUCAAAGAGAAGUGGUCGAGGGAGGCGCUCGCCCAAACAGAGGAUGAAGGAGCAGCUGAUCGGAGGCAUGAUGGAGGCAGACAAAGACCACCUCAUCUCUGAAGACAAUGAUGCUGUGUACAGGAAGUGUCCUGGAGUCAACAAUGUGGCCUACAUAUCGGACCCUGACCAAGGCCCAGGCUCCCCUCACAGCAGCUCCUCCCCCACCGAUGACGUGUUCCUCGGCCCUGCUUGCUCUCCACCGGGCCAUGCCCCUCCCCCGCCCCCCUACAUGCCUCCACAGCCCUCCAUCGAGGAGGCGCGGCAGCAGAUGCACUCCCUGCUGGACGAUGCCUUCGCCCUGGUGUCGCCCACCUCUCAGGGCAGCACGGCAGGCAUCACUCUGCCCGGAGUCAACAGCAACCCCCCCCUCUCCAGCCCCCCGGGCAGGGGCCCCAGACCGUGGGGUCCGUCCUACCAAGCUCAUGGCCCUUUCCCUGGUAGGUUCACUGAUCUGUCCCCUCCUCCAAUCCAAGGCCUGAUAUCCAGGCAGGGCCUUGGCUCCAGCUACCUGCCACCAGGAGACACAGCAGGGCAGUGUGAGCCGCUCCCACCCGACAGCCUGUACUCCAGCAGGGGCCUCUACGCCGCCGAGCUGCCCUCAUCUGCCAGACCCCGACCAGUGGGGGGGGGGUCCACAGGCGCCCAGCUCCAUCAUCUCACACAGGUGGGAUUGUCCAGUCGGAUGAAUGGUUACCCAGCGGGGGUCAGGCCCGCUCCGGGGCAGAACGGAGGCCUCGGCUGGAACCAUUACCAUGGCGACAAUUACUCCAGGGCAGAGCCUGAGAAAGAUUCAUUCCUGGACUGUCCUGACUACACGUCCUGCUCUAUCUUCCAGACGCCCAGAGGUGGUAUCAGGGAGCCCUCGGCGCCCCCUGUCCACCUGGACAUCUCGGGGAUGGACUACCUGUCAGCGCCCCUGGAUACGUCUCCACCUAACCACUCCUCCGCCUCCCUGAUCAAGGCCAUCAGGGAGGAGCUGCUGCGCCUCUCCCAGAAGCAGGCCGCCGCGCCCAGCUACCACAGCUGAGCCUCCCGUCUGCAGCUCCACCAGUCACGCCACUGACCCCCCCCCCCUGCUCCGCAUCACCUGACAAUACUUCCCAUGGAAGUUCCUGAGGGUGUACAGCAGAGAGAUAGUCCUGCUAAACUGAAGUAGGGAUUUCUCACUGAAGAACUGAAUGACAGGAUUGUUGACACGGCUCCUAAAGAAAUAGGACUACAGAAUCAGAUAAACUGCAGCAUGUCAAAUCAGAGACAGUGUUAUGAAGUGAACAAUAUGCUGGAACCUUCAAAUGAGAUGGCGUGUGUGUCCCUUAAGACAGUGGUUCCCAAACCUUUUUUCUAUCAUUGAGUAUUCUGACGACUCCUGACUAAUAGUAUUUUGGACAUUUCAUGUUGUAUUAAUCACGCAUAAUAAUUACAGUAUGGAACAAUUGUACAAUUAGUUAAAAGUGAAAGCAAUAUCAGCAGGAAGUGAGUGUUGAACAAGUGUGAAUAAUAUUGCCUCCGAGAUGAUUCCUGCUGGUUUUAAGAACGUUUAAUACAAUUCUCUGUAUUAUGUAUUUCUUGGAAUCAUGCAUACUUGGUUAGCUUCCUCUUUUUGGACAAAUUCAGUAUUUUCUUAGUCCCUGGUUGUUUUAACUACCUAGUUUAUUCAUUAAUUACGCUGUUUAGCAGAGGAAGAGGAAAGGCACAUUUAACAAUAACAAUUUGAUUUAUUUUUGGCACAGAAAUGAAUGAAAAGCAGAGACACAGGCCAACUGUUAGUUGAAUUUAAAGUUGCUUUGUUAAGCUUUGGCGACCCCUAGUGGGGGACCCAUGCCCAAAGACACAGUGUCAUUUGAAGGAUGCCUUUCAUUUCUUAACCUACCAUACAGGUAUUUUGUUGUUUACCAAAUGCAGGUCCUUAACCUCUUCAUCACCAUCGUGUACUACUUCCUGAUUUCUGCCACAAUGAGCCAUUCUAUGCCUUGACACUGUGAUGUAGUUCAACUACUGUAUGAUCUACAGUAGGGUCAGAGAUCACAGCCAGUUCAGACAGGGCGCCUAUAGAGACUAAUGACACUCAUUAACACUAUGUCGUUUUUACAUACUUACUACAGUAGCACGAUAGCAGUAGAGUUAGUCUGAGGUGAUCUUUUUGUGAUAUAGUUUGUUGUGAACAGCUUUCAAUCAUGUUCCUUGCUUUUAUUUAUACUUAACAGCUACACAAGCAAGGAAAGAAAUGGCCUUGAAUUUGGAGCUACAGGCACACGUGUCAUGAAUAUAGACUUUCAGUAUGUAUCGACUGUUAGGGUGUAAUGAUGUAUUUGGUUGUAGUUGGAUGCACUGUAUGCAGACUACUGGGUACAGCUCAGGUUGUUCAAAUUGAGAUUUGCUUGCAGACAAAUCAGCGACGGGACAGUUUGAAGAGUCACAUUGAAGAACUGUUAAUGAGGGACUUUCACAGAGACUUGUGGUGUGUUUUUACAUGAACCUGUAUUUACUAUUUACUGAACCACAUCUCUGGUUCAUGCAGUAUUUAACGUUUGCCUUUUUGUUAGCACAGGAAGCAGACAAGUGUACUUAUUGUAUUUGUUUUCAUGUAUGGUUUACUUCAACCAGUCCUGUUUAUGUGCUUUUCACAUUUCUUUGGAUUCUUUGACCUUGCCUCAUGUCAUUUUGUUCACCUCAAAUGUCUCUUAGUCAUCGUACUGGUUGGAAAUAAUUACGUUUGUUUUUUUUACAAAACCCUCCCCUGACAUGUUGUGAUGUUUUGGGGCUUGAAGUGAUAUUUUAUUUAAAUAAAAUGAUGGAAAUGAUGGAUUUUAAAA
Trematomus bernacchii (emerald rockcod) is the source of this 7364-nucleotide messenger RNA. Its product is annotated as UPF0606 protein KIAA1549. The coding region runs from base 314 to 5578 and encodes 1754 amino acids. NCBI's taxonomy places the organism in Eukaryota, Metazoa, Chordata, Actinopteri, Perciformes, Nototheniidae. The record is from RefSeq and is a predicted model, not a curated record. The transcript has 21 exons.